Messenger RNA from Prosopis cineraria, 1070 nucleotides. Its product is annotated as ethylene-responsive transcription factor 4. The record is from RefSeq and is a predicted model, not a curated record. Gene Ontology annotation, biological process: regulation of DNA-templated transcription. The transcript has a single exon. NCBI's taxonomy places the organism in Eukaryota, Viridiplantae, Streptophyta, Magnoliopsida, Fabales, Fabaceae. Gene Ontology annotation, molecular function: DNA-binding transcription factor activity; DNA binding. Bases 138 to 797 code for a protein of 219 amino acids.
UUAAACAAUUUAAAAAAUAAGAAAGAAAAUCACGCCUCCUUGCCUUCUCGUACCACAUUUAUAUAUAACCACCACUUUCAUGUCACAACCCAAGCUUGUGAAUACGCGAGUGGUUGUUUUCUAUAUCUCUUUGGAUCAUGCGAAACACAACAAUGGCUGUGAAGGAGAAGCUCGGUAUCAAGCAUAGCAAGCCCAACAAUGCCAAGGAGGUUCACUACAGGGGCGUUCGCAAGAGGCCGUGGGGCCGUUACGCCGCCGAAAUACGAGAUCCCGGCAAGAAGAGUCGUGUCUGGCUGGGGACGUUCGACACGGCGGAGGAGGCCGCAAGAGCCUACGACGCCGCCGCCCGGCAAUUCCGUGGCCCCAAGGCUAAGACCAACUUUCCUCUGCCCAGUGAAAGCGGUCUCAACGGAAAUAACCAGAGCCCUAGCGAGACUAGCACCGUGGAGUCCUCCAGCCGAGAAGGCUCAGAGCGUGAUAUAACGCGCCGCUGCGAUGUCGGCGUUGUCGUGGAUCGGUUCCCGUUCCUUCCGAUUCAGCCGCACCACAUGGCGUUCGGUUGUGGAGGUGGCGGCAUGGCGGGUUUAGUACCAGGUAUGCGUCCGGUUUUCUAUUUUGAACCGGCUGCUGGUGGUAGGGCUGAGUUUGUGGGUCAGCCAUAUCCGUUGCCGGUCGAUGUUAAGACAAAAAUGGGAAGUGCGGCUUCAAGCGAGUCCGAUUCGUCCUCCGUCAUUGAUGGUCAGCCUAAGAAAGCUAUCAAUCUUGAUCUUAACCUGGCUCCUCCAUCGGACGAUUGAGAUUUCGCUUUCUCCUGCCCAGCUGAUUUUUAUUUUUUGUUUUUUUAAAUCUAAUCUAAUCAUCAAUCUCCUAUUAUGUGAGGGAAGAGCCGAAGAAAAGUUAAUUAUUAGUUAUUACUGCAUCUUUGGUGUAAAUAGGGCCUUUUUCAUAUCCCCUGUUUUUUUAAGUUAAUUAACCAGCUCCGAAUAUCUAUGGAUCCAUUUUAACUUUCUGUAACCUCUCGAGUUUAGAUAUAGUUUAAUUUAACUUUCUUUUCUUUUGUUUCCCCAGAA